AUGAAUGAGAUUGAUAAAGCCAAAGAGAUAUAUGAGAAUUUACAGAAAACAACUCCCAUCGAUAGUUUCAACGAUCUGGCAUUAUGUUAUCAUCAACUCGGAUGUAUUUAUCGUUUGAAAUGUAACUUUGACGAUGCGCUAUCAAAUUUACAAAAGGCAGUUGAAAUUAUGCAGAAGUCUAGAUCACAAGAUCAUCCAGAUUUAGCAACUCCGUAUCAUAACAUCGCUUUGGUGCAUCGAUCGGCAGGAAGAAAUUCGGAAGCACUUUUAUAUUAUGAGAAGUCCCUUGGACUUAUGCAAAAUUCUUUAGAAGUUCCAUAUCAAUAUCUAGCUGGUACUCAUUGCAACAUCGCUGCAACGUAUCAAGCACUAGGACAAUACUCCAAAGCACUUUCAUAA
Messenger RNA from Adineta steineri, 399 nucleotides. The record is from the annotation of a GenBank genome assembly. Lineage: Eukaryota; Metazoa; Rotifera; Eurotatoria; Adinetida; Adinetidae.